CAUUCCCUGUCUAUCAAGAUGGAAUUUGGCUUACACAAUUAUGGACAUAGCAUAUUUUCACAGGAGUCUUCCCAAAGAUUGCCAAAGUGCCAAUUGCCAUCACACAGUAUUCAUAACACAACAUGCUUCUCAUUUCCCAUAUCCAAAUCCUGCCCAACAACCAAGCACCCUGGACAAUUUCAAUCCCAGUACAUAAAAAAAAUAGCUGGGGACCUACGAUUUUCUAAAGAUGUUGUGAGGGACAGAAGCUUGGGCUGCCUACCCUACAAAGAAUGGAAUGCUAAAGGGUUAUACGACGCCUCAGACAUUGUUUCUAGAGAAUGCAACCAAAGGAUGUCAAAAGUUCACCUACCUCAGCGCAGGUCUUGUUACAUGAAAAAUGCUUCAUCGCCCAAACAAAUGAAGACAAGAACCUGUUUUGACUUUGGAAAAAGUAUUUGGAAAGUAUCCCCCGAAGGACAACAGGAGAUAAUUACUGAUAUGAAAUCAAAAUAUUUUUUAACAGAGGCAAUGUCAGGUCCAAGUAAAAUUAUACAGAAGAUAAAACAUGAAGGAUAUAUUUCUUCUGCUUGUUCAUCUAAAGGAUCUUUAGACUGCUGUGAAGAGGUCCUGAAGAUGUUGACAAAGACCACAGCUCAAUGGAUUGUGAGUCAUCACACAGCAGACAGAGAAGUCAGGGAUAGGAUGUUAAGACAUUAUAGUUUAAUGGGCUCUGCAGAGCUAAUUAGCGAAGAACAAAUGAAAGAGGGGGAUUUUAGGACUUUGGAAGAGCUGGAAGAGUCUAAAUUGUUGUAUAGCCAGACACAAGAAAAAAUAAAGGAUCCCGAAAUGUUACUUCCAGUCUAUUACAGGAUCCCUGAAUAUUUACCACGUCCCAAAAAACACGAGGAGAUAGGAAGCAGAAACAAAACAGCAGAAUCUUUGUCUGUAAAACAUUAUGAACCAAAAACACCUUUACGACUACAGGACAUGAUUAACCCAAGGGUUGGAAAAUAUGUUAAGGCAACAGAUAAUGCAUUUGAAGGAGAGCUUUAUUCAGGAAUCAGUAAAAUUAUUCACCAGAAAAAUGCAAAGAAGAAGAACAUAAUUUACAUGGACAGCCACAAUCACUAUGAUAAGCAUCUCCAGGAGAUAUUUCCCAAAUCCUACCAAAAUUUGGUCUUCAUGGAGGAAAAUGCUGGCCUGGAUAUGAGACCUGGAAGAGGGGCCAUCCGUUGGAUUGCCCUUCCAACACCUCCUGGAGAUGGAGCUGAAACAGAACCCAGCACACCACCUUCUAAGACACCCAGGGAUGCAAACACCAGGACAAGGAAGAUACAGGAUACCCCAUUGGACAAAAGGCAGGUUCUGAAGAACAUACUCACUCACUGGAGGGAAGCUUGGACUUUGAGUGUCAACUGGCAAGAGGCCACCAUAGAGCAGUUGGAAAGGGAUCUCAGGAGUGUGCACAAUGCCCAGAAAAUUUCAGCUCUGGUAACCAUUGCUUCUGCUGCUACAGAGCGCCCACAACAACAGGCAAAGGACAAUGAGACUGCUAUCUCCCAUAUACCUGCAGAAACGUUGCCUCUCAUUUCAAGUGCCCUUAGGGAUGAUGACAGCCUAGUGAGGAUGGCGGCAGCUCUUUGUCACUUCUUUAUCCAGGAAACAAAUGAGGAGGCAAGGAAGGUCAUGCUCACUGCCCUAGAGAAAGGUAGUGAUGCGGACAGUUGGGCCUCUGCCCAGUGUCUGGCUCUGGAGGGGAACCACGACUACCUGGUGGUAAGGAAGAUCCUCGCUCAGCUUUUUGAUGGGGGGAGAACAGAGAAACAGGCUUGUUAUCUGCUGGGUGAACUCAGCAAGAGCACUGAUCUGAUCCACGCCAUGCUGGGAAGUGAGCUAAACAGCUGCAAUUGGAAACACCGCAUUGUAGCCUGCAGGACUAUUAGUCAGCUUCAUGGACCUGUAAGCCAGGAUUUGAGGAAUAAACUAAAUCAUGUGAUGUGGGAAGACUGGAAUAUGGCUGUUCGAUGGGCGGCUGCCAAAGCCUUGGGACAAAUGGGUCAUGGAAAGGAGAUACAUGAUCAAUUAAGGAAGCACUUAGAGAGCGGGAACUGGAUGGACAAAGUGGAGUCUCUUUCUCUGAUUGCGUGGCUGCAGUUUAUGACGGCUCAGUUGCUCCCUGGAUUUCUCCAGUGCUUUUCUGAUGACUACAUAGCUGUUCGCCGACAAGCCUGUCUGACAGCUGGCAGCCUUCGGAUUAAAGAUGAGAUGGUACUGAAGUGCCUUCAUCAUCUGAUUCAAAAUGAUCCAAUCUGGAAAAUCCAAGCAUUUGCCAUUAAAGCUUUAGGCAAGAUUGGAUAUGUGACUCCUGAGGUGAAGGGUCUUCUGUUGAGAGCCGUAAGAAGUGAGGAGCCAGGUGUGCGUGUAGAAGCCUGUCGGUGCAUUGCCACACUUGGCUUGGGUGAUCCUGAAGUUCAGAGUGUCCUACAGAACCGGUUGGCCUUGGAAUCUCAUGAACUUGUGAAAAGGGAGGUUGGUCGAACACUGACAGCUUUGAACAUGGAACAAGAUGGAAAUGGAGAAAUGAGAACAUUGAUCCAGAAGCAGACUGUGUGUUGCGAUCUGUUACUCCAGAUAUCUAGAUUAUGCAAAAAGGAUGUGCUGAUCCCUAAAGUUCUGAUGCUAACAGAGGUUGCAGAUAUUGGACAACAGAACAUAGAACUGCUGACCCAGAAGACUCCUGGAAGAAGCUACAAGUCACAGAACCUCAAAAACGUUGACAAGGUAUUUUCUGGCCAAAGUUGUCUUUUGAUACUGAAAAAGGACAGAUUCUGAACUGCAAGUAUAUCACAUGGCCACUGGUAACUUUUGGCUAAAGACAUCUUCGUUUGUUAACAGGUUAAAUGGGGCUUAGUAUAUUUGUAUUAACAUCUUACACUCCUCAGGAGAAUUUAAUUUAAGAGUAUAAUUCAACUCCUUAAAAUAUAAAAUAGAGGCACAUGGAAGAGUUAAAUUAUAAAUGUGACCACUU
Messenger RNA from Spea bombifrons (plains spadefoot toad), 3010 nucleotides. It is a transcript of the gene HEATR4, whose product is annotated as HEAT repeat containing 4. Gene Ontology annotation, molecular function: oxidoreductase activity. Bases 19 to 2814 code for a protein of 931 amino acids. The record is from RefSeq and is a predicted model, not a curated record. NCBI's taxonomy places the organism in Eukaryota, Metazoa, Chordata, Amphibia, Anura, Pelobatidae. The transcript is spliced from 15 exons.